Chara braunii is the source of this 1950-nucleotide messenger RNA. The record is from the annotation of a GenBank genome assembly. NCBI's taxonomy places the organism in Eukaryota, Viridiplantae, Streptophyta, Charophyceae, Charales, Characeae.
UUGAAUCUGCUGCUGCUGAUGGAUGACGAUUAUUGGAUAAUGCGUGGAGGUGGUGAUUGUGUGUAGUCUGAGGAGCACUCAGCACAAUGCUCGGGAGAUAUGGCGACUCCAAGAGGCGGUGGAGUUUCAGAGGGUGAGGAUGAAGUCAAGUGGAAGACAGGAGAUCUCUCUGUCAUCCUUCUUGCUACUGCCGGUGAUGAGGGAGGGGUCACGUCUACAGCUGCGGCCGAAGCCGCCGCAACUGCUAGCCAAGAGAAGGCGGAGCAACGACCCGCAGGCGAUCAGUCUCAGCAACAUAGUCCUCGCGAGAUAGACCAUGCAAUAUCUUCUUCUUCCGUGACGGCGGCAUCGGAGGUGGCGGCGGCGCCAGCAACAGGAGAAGUCGACGGCGGUAAUGCGCACUACGAAACGAGCAUCGAGGAUCAGGGAAGACCAUUCAACAGACGGUCAAUCGGAGAGAGGAACAGGGAUACACACGAGGAGGCGCCGCCGGAAAAUGUGGCUGUCAGCCGCCAAGUCGGCAGAUCUGGUGCGCAGCGGCGUGUAGUCCUGGGUGGUGUCCAGCUAGGAACAAGAGGAGGAAGAGGAGGAGAAGGACGACGACCAAAGGUCACUAUGGCUGCGUGGGCGUUCCACCACGGCAGCAGGUUAUUGAAUAAGACGCCCGGCAUUCUCGACAGAUUGACUCAGGGAGAAACUUGCCGCGAUUCAGGCGUUCCUUGCCAACGGUUGAGUCAUCAACAGUUGAUCCUCAAGAAUUACUUCCCGAUGGCGCCUCUUCCCCUUGCUGUUCCCCCUCCUCCCCCUCGUCCUGCUCCGUUUCUUUCCUUGGAACAGGGUAAGGACCAGCGAGAACAACCAGCGAAGAAGACGACCCUGGUUAACGACGCCAUCGCCGGUUCCUAUGCAUCAGCUCACUCCGACCUUGAGACGGAUCUUCAAGAGUCCCGAGGGACUCUGAGAGGAAGGAGGACGGCAUGGGAACCUUCAAAUGGUGGACCAGUCGACAUCCUAUUCCACCGCACAGGGAAUGAACUCGAAAUCCUCAAAAAGACAGAGGAAGGGAAGCAGAGCGGAGAGGAGAAAGCUGAGGAGGAGAGCCGAGAGGAGAAAGCUGAGGAGAGCGGAGAGGAGAAAGCUGAGGAGGAGMGCGGAGAGGAGAAAGCUGAGGAGGAGAGCGGAGAGAAGAAAGCUGAGGAGGAGAGCGGAGAGGAGAAAGCUGAGGAGGAGAGCGGAGAGGAGAAAGCUGAGGGGGGGAAGCAUGAGGAAGAUGCGUCUAUGAAGUCCGUCCAUCACCAAGAUGGCUAUGGCGUUCACUCAGUCAACGACUUCGAGUCUAUGGACGAACCAUUGCCGAGUGCUAUCUUGUGGAGAAAGCAUCAGUCCCACUUUGCAGUCCCAGACAAGGAACAGGAUGUCAGUGGUACAAGAGCCUAUGCCGAUGAGUGCCAGAGGCUAGGUGUUAUCCCGGUGCUCGCGGUGACUCAUCAGCUUGCGGGAGAUCAUAUAAAUCUGGCCCACUUCGCGCUUGGCGAUGGUGGCGGGGCCGCGCUGGCCGCAGCACUCCGCAUCAAUUCUUCUAUCCAGACACUCAACCUUCCACAUUGUUCGUUGGGUCACAGGGCGAUCUUUGCUUUGAUGGAUGCUCUGGCGAGUAAUGCAGAUGGAGGUGUGAAGAAGCUGGAUCUAUCCAACAAUCAUUUGGAUUUUCGGUCUGGGGGCGCUAUUGCCAAUAUGCUUGCAAAGAGCAAAAAGCUGCAGACACUGCUACUGAAGGGAAAUCGUCUGCAAAACAAUGGCUUGCGGCCAAUCGUCACGGUGUUGAUUGGUUCGAAUUAUACCUUGUGUCAUCUUGACCUCAGCUUCACAGGAGUAACUGAUACACUGUGUCCAGUAAGUGAAUUCAGCUUUGAAGUUUGAAGUUUGAAUUGUGUAUCCCAAUUCCAAUUC